AUGUUCUCGCGCAUGAAGGAGGGAAUUAUACGACGCUUUACUUCUGCGGCUCCGGAGCGGAAAGAUGCGACUUCCCGUCGUCAAAUGCCUAUUAAGGGGCUGCAGCCCCCUAGCUCGUCCGUAAACGGGUGCGAGAGCACGGUGGAUGUCGUGACGAAGAAAUCGCGGGCGCUGCCUGAAGAAUCGUUGCAUGACGAGACUGCCCUGCGUAAGGUGCUUGCGGAGGAUCCUGUGGACCUCGAUGAGCUAUGUAGCAUAUGCAGGAGUGGCUGUCCGGCCGCAUUUCGCCGUGAUGUUUGGGGAUACUUGACCGGAAACCUGCAACCUUUUUCCUCAAGCCGAGCCACUGUUCUCGCUCGCAAACGACAGGAGUAUGUGGGGUAUGUGCAGUCAAGUUACAGUUCGAUAGAUUGGGAUGCCGCCCUGCGGGCGGGGGAGGGAGGAGGGACGGCGUGUGCCAAUGCGACCUUCGCGGAAGCAAAAGAGGGUGACGACAGCCCUCCUGUCGGUGCCGGGGCUCCGAGUCAUGUUCGCCAGAGACAGGCCGUGGUAGGGUCGCAGUACGGUGUCACCAGUGAAUCAGAGCUGCUGAUGCUUAAACAGAUUCGCAAAGACGUGCCCCGCAUGGCUGCCGGUGUAGCGUACCUGCAGCAUCCAAGAGUCAUGCUCUCCAUUGAACGGAUUUUGUACAUUUGGGCGCUACGUCAUCCCGCCUGCGGUUACGUGCAGGGAAUAAAUGACCUUUUAAUCCCCUUCAUUAGCGUCAUCUUGGCAAGUCAGUUUUGCCCCUCCAAGACAGUGGCGGAGCUGCACUCGCUGACAGAGACGGACUUGAACGUGUUGUUUUCCACCGACGCCGUCAGUGAAGAGGAGUGGAUGUACACCACUGAAGCCGACACCUAUUGGAUGGCGUCCCACCUCCUGAGUGCGGUGCAGGAAAACUACACGUACAACCAGAAGGGUAUUUAUAGCAUGGUGCGCAAGCUGGAGGCGGUGACGCGGGCAGUAGAUGCAAAGCUUCACAAGCAUUUACGUGAGGAAUUGCGAAUUAAUUUUAACCAAUUCGCGUUUCGCUGGAUGAACUGCCUGCUCCUUCGAGAGCUCAACGCCACUCAAUCCCUGCGGCUCUGGGAUACGUACCUCGCCGACGUGGAAAAGGAUUGGAGCACUACUCACGUCUAUGUAUGCGCUGCGCUCUUGGUGUGGUGGUCUCCUGCACUCUGCAAAGAGGCGGACUACGGUGUCGUGAUGAAAUUUCUGCAGAACCUACCCACGGAGGAGCUUAGCACGCAUGAUCUCAACGCACUCAUAUCACAGGGAGUUAUGAUGCAAAAGUUGUACAAUGACACCCUGCGGCACCUCGCGUAG
This is a messenger RNA of Trypanosoma conorhini, 1368 nucleotides long. Its product is annotated as putative GTPase activating protein. The transcript has a single exon. NCBI's taxonomy places the organism in Eukaryota, Euglenozoa, Kinetoplastea, Trypanosomatida, Trypanosomatidae. Bases 1 to 1368 code for a protein of 455 amino acids. Gene Ontology annotation, molecular function: GTPase activator activity. Gene Ontology annotation, biological process: activation of GTPase activity. The record is from RefSeq and is a predicted model, not a curated record.